Messenger RNA from Folsomia candida, 2909 nucleotides. Its product is annotated as copper amine oxidase 1. Gene Ontology annotation, molecular function: quinone binding; primary methylamine oxidase activity; copper ion binding. Lineage: Eukaryota; Metazoa; Arthropoda; Collembola; Entomobryomorpha; Isotomidae. The transcript is spliced from 8 exons. The coding region runs from base 1123 to 2139 and encodes 338 amino acids. The record is from RefSeq and is a predicted model, not a curated record. Gene Ontology annotation, biological process: amine metabolic process.
GUAGGUACAUAGAUGUUUCCGUUCGAAUAGAAUCGAAUGCAUAGUAGAUGACACGAUCUAAUUGUACGAUUGAACGUAACGGCAGUAUUUUCUAUUAGUACAAACAUGUUGCAUUUGACAAGUCCAUGCAAUUGUUUUGCUGACAUUAACUGAAUUGUGUGAGAUGCCAACUGUUAAACUCUUGUUAAUUUUCGCUUUGUUGGAUUUUGGUAUUACUUUGAGGCAUGGAAAUAGUCCAGACCUCCAUCCCUUGAACCCUUUGACCGAGGAGGAAAUCCAAAAAGCCGUCCAAAUUGUUGAAAACCAUAAAGAUGCAUCCGUCACAAAAUAUGUUUAUAACUUUAUCGCACUCCUCGAACCCCCGAAAUCCGUUCUGCUUCCGUUCUUUCUUUCCAACGUAGCCCCGCCAGUGGGGACUCGCAAAGCUUUUCUUCUUGUACAGGUUAAUUUUUUUCAGAUUUAUGAAGCAGUCGUCAAUCUGAAUACGAAUCAAAGAGAGAGCUACGUUAACGUUAAAAACGUUAGAGCACCAAUUACCCCACGAGACGCUGAGGAAAAUGAACUUGCCGUCCUUUUACGUGACACCCGAGUGCAAAAGCGCUGUGCAGAUUUAGGCUACCCAAACAUGUCUCUCGUGGAGGCUAGCCCACAUCCAGUUCCAACUUAUGACAAUCGUACCGAUUGGGAGGGCAAGAGAUUGCUAGAGUAUUUUUUCUUCGGAAGGAAUUUCCCUGAUGACAAUUAUCACGCUCAUCCAUUUGACUUUUUCGUCAUCUACGACCUGGACGCCCAUGCAGUCUUAGAAAUCCAAAAUACUCCCAGCCAUGCCGACUUCAGUACGGACAAUACCGGAAAUACAGCUCCCCGCAAAGAAGCGAACUAUGAGUAUGAACUACGAGGUGGAAAGUCAAGUCUGCGCCAGGACGAUAAACCAAUGAAAUUCAGUGGCAAAAGUUGAAAUUUCGAGUGGGAUUCACUGGGCGGGAAGGUCUGAUUUUACAUACCGUUAGUUACAACGAUUCAGGGAAAUAUCGCCCACUUUUAUAUCGGGCUAGUCUGACAGAGAUCUAUGUGCCUUAUGGUGACCCGAGGCCUCCGUUUCAUCACGUUGGGUACUUUGACAUGGGCGAUUUUGGGGUUGGAUAUCACGUGAAUCCACAAAUCCUUGGAGAAGAUGUCCUCGGAGCGGCAACUUUUAUCGAUGCCAUCAUUCAUAACGUACACGGAGUUCCUUUUCGUAUUAAAAAUGCUAUAAGCGUCAGGGAAGAAGAUGCAGGAAUAUUGUGGCAACAAGCUGACUUCCGCGCACCCAAAAAAGUUGUCACAGUUCGAUCCCACCGACUCGCAGUGGCGUGCACGACAACGUUUAACAAUUAUGAUUACAGCAUCAACUGGUUCUUCUAUCAAGAUGGCUCAAUCCAGUUUCAAAUUCAACUCUUAGGAAUCAUUUACACCACGAUGAUCGCGGCAGGGUCGAAGAGUGGGGUUUGGGGGACGCAAGUGGCUCCACAAGUUGGGGCACAAUUUCACCAACAUUUUUUCACGGCGAGGAUAGACUCGGAUUUCGAUGGAAUUGCCAAUUCAGUGUCGACUCAGGACGUCCAAGGUCUUAAUGCAGAUACGAAUUCAGCUUCAAACCCGUACGGUCAAGGGAUUACAUUGAAUGUAACACUGCUCAGAACGGCGGGUGAAGGUCGAACGAAUAUUGCUCCAUUGAAAGGGCGAACGUGGGUGGUGACGAAUCCCAACAAAGCUAGUCCCGUUACUGGAAAGCCCGUAGGAUGGAAAUUGAUUCUAGGGACGAUGCCACCAUUGUUGAUGAAGAAAGAUAGUCCGCUACGACCAAGGGCAGGACAUUUGGAGCAUGACGUUUGGGUGACCCCUUACCGAGAUGGAGAUUUAUACCCGGGGGGAUUUUAUCUGAAUAAUAGUGGUUUACCAGAGUGGGUGGGAAGUGAUCCGGGAGCAAGUAUUGAAAAUACGGACGUCGUACUGUGGCAUAAUUUUGGAAUUUCUCACAUCACGAGUCCAGAAAAUUAUCCAAUAAUGAACGUGGAGACGGUAGGAUUUUGGCUUAAGCCGUACAAUUUCUUUAAUGAGAAUCCUGCCAUAGAUGUCCCACCAACAGUUACUUCUUAGCAUUUCAUGUUAAUAAUGGUUUGUCAUGACUAAUCCUAAGACAGGUAAACGAAUGCCGGUUAACAUUAAAGAAUUAAUACAUUCAAAUGUACAUAUCCAACGUUUUCAUAAAUUUUAUUAACCUUUAUUCAUAUAGCUUUAUGUAAUAAUUUAUGUCGUCAAUAAAUGCCAAUUAGAUUAAUUGGAUCAGAAUACAGAUAUUGGCAAAUAAGUGAUAGAAAUGUAUUGGAAAAAUACUUAUAAAGUUCGACAAAUACAAGUCUUAUAUGUACAUAAAUAUGUCCUUAGACCUUUGUGGGGAUGGUUGUCACGCCAGGUUCACUCUUCUGAAACUGAAUUAUGAUAAUUAAAUAAGUCGUCACAGAUCCGAGUAUCUAAUCAAUAUAAUAAUGAUUCAAUUUGUAGUUUAUUAAAAUUUUCCAUUUGACAUUAAAAAUUUUACCGAAAUCAAAAAUUUCAAGUCCAAGUCGAACACGCUCGUUCUAAUUAAAAGUGGUUUUCCAGAAAAAGUUGACGUAACCAAUUGCAACUGUAAAUCGUACAUAAAAAUAAGUAUUAAUGGCGUUACGACAAUUAAACUAUUGAAAAUUACCUUAUGCUGAAUGUUACGGUUCAAACAGAAAUCACAACUCCCUAACUUCGCCAACUGAUUAAACAAUUGAAAAGUUUUUCUAGACAAGUUCGUAGACAGGCGUGCCACGCAGUAAAUUGAGUACCCCGACGCAAAAAUUGGAAUGAUUUGAAUGAAAAUAAAUCGAAAUGACACCAUA